AUAAAAUGUGGCGUUUGUUUGUGGCAUUUCCACUUUUCGAAUGGGCAGCGACUCCAAGGGCACUAAGCGCCUCCAUGAGGACGACGGAGACGCUCACGAGCGCGAUGAGGGGGCGAACGUGCAGCCUCUGGACGUAAUAUCCAUGCAGCAGUUACUAGAGUCCAUGGGCGCCGACAAAUUUGAGCCACGCGUCGUGGCGCAGCUCCAGGAAUUCGUUCACCGCUACGUGACAGAGAUCCUCGUGGACGCCCAGGAGUACUCCAUGUACGCGGACAAGCAGACAAUCGACCCUGAUGAUAUUCGGCUGGCUAUUUCGUCGAGAUUGAACCACCACUACGCCCAAGUGCCGCCCCGGGAACUGAUGAUGGAGCUGGCGGACAAGCGCAAUAGUAUUCCACUACCACCAAUCUCGAACGAGUAUGGUGUCAGACUUCCGCCAUUGCAGUACCAAUUGGUGACGAAGGAGAGUGAUCGACACGAACCGAAAACGCCGAAUACACCUCGACUGGGGGACGCUACUGGUUUUGGGUCUACAAUCAGAGGAGAUGCUGCCAGACCGCCCAUUCAUCCUCGUAUUGAAGGUUCCCGCAACAAGAAGUAUGCUCGCAGACCUAUUCCCAUUAACAUUAAUUCGAACAUGUAAUGCUCAUGUCAACACCACAAGUGUUAGACACUAGCAGCGUCGUUUGCACGUAUUGAUGCCUUCAGAGAUUUUUCAUUCCUACCAAUUAUAUAACCUAAAUUCGAUUCCUG
Phytophthora nicotianae INRA-310 is the source of this 753-nucleotide messenger RNA. RefSeq lists its product as hypothetical. Gene Ontology annotation, cellular component: transcription factor TFIID complex; SAGA complex. NCBI's taxonomy places the organism in Eukaryota, Oomycota, Peronosporomycetes, Peronosporales, Peronosporaceae. Gene Ontology annotation, molecular function: protein heterodimerization activity; RNA polymerase II general transcription initiation factor activity; transcription coactivator activity. The transcript has 5 exons. Gene Ontology annotation, biological process: DNA-templated transcription initiation; RNA polymerase II preinitiation complex assembly. The record is from RefSeq and is a predicted model, not a curated record. The coding region runs from base 41 to 643 and encodes 200 amino acids.